AUGGCAGCGGCAUUAAGAGAGUCUCCUGAUAGGCUAGUAAAUAAAGGUGACAAAGAAACUACACAAUCUCAUCGAAGAUCAAAUAGCGACCCUAAGGAUAUAAAACAAGCCCAUAGCGAUAGCUUAGCAAACAUUCCUGAUCGGUAUCUAUCCAAUAUAUCGAAAAACUUAUAUCCCUAUGGCAGUAAAAAUAGCAAAAUAAAUAUUAGCAACUCCAGUCAGGCUUCUACUCUCAAAGAUGACAAUCAACACAGUCAUAGUAAUAAUCAUGAUAGUGGCAACAAGAAAAGAGGGAGAAGAUACGAUAAUCAAGUUCAACGGUCACAAUCAUGGUAUGGAAGUCAUAAAAUGAAACCAUCAACAACUCAUCAUAAAUUACGUACACAUUCUCAGCAAGCAUUAGAAGAAGUGCGCUCUAUGUUAAAUGAACUCAAUGACGAAAUUCAAAAUGGAUUUAAUUCCAUUACUUUCACACAAGUCAUGGAUGCAAUGAUCUCUGAAUUAAGAAAUUGCUUACAAUUAUGCCAAGACGAAUAUAAAAGAGGAUCAAAUCAGUUACCCUACGCCGUCAAUAGUAGCCAACAACAGCAUAGUGAAAGAUCCACUCAGGGUAGAACUUCAGAAAAGCGCAUUGAUGGCAUUUACCGAAUUGUUAAACCACGCCGGUUAAAUUCAACAAAUCAACCUACUCCAUAUGACCAUGACAUACAUGACGGAAAAGAGCACGAAGAACAUCUAUAUAACAACACCAGAAGAAGGCAUUCACUUCCAGAAUUCCAGUCUAGUGCUACUAACAACAUCAACUUCAAGGAAGAUUAUCUUAACCGCAGAUUUAACCAGGAUGAUAGAAUUUAUAAACAUGCUAUCUUCACUUUAAGACAAGAAGAAGAGCAAGGGAAUGAAGAUUUUAGCAACAGCCAUGAUCGCAAUCGUACCCUUGACGAUAAUAUUGCAAGCUUUAAUCAAAGAAACGAUUAUACUAUGCACACAACGGACAAAGUCAAUCAUGAUCGUAUAGAAGAAAUCGCCAUGUUACGAAGGGAGUUGGAAACGACUACUACACGUUUACUCAAUAUACAAUCAGAAUAUGCGAUACUAAAGUCACAAAAUGAAACUUUAAAAUCGUUAAGCGAGAAAAGAAAUUCUGUUCAUAGUCCAAGCAAACGCGAUGCUUCGAUUCAAGUCUCGAUCUACGAUAUGACGGAUAAAGAACAGUUAACGAUGGAAGCUUCAGGAUAUCAAGGCAAAAGGAAAAUAAUAAAACAAGAAUCGAUUUCUUCCAAUGAUAAUGAUCGUCGUGAUAGUAUGCAGUCAUCCGAUGUUCCUGAUGAAAAGUGGGAAGUCACUAACUACGAAGAAGAAAUCUCUUUCAUUGCUCCCAAAGAUUUAGGCUUUACAGUCGAAGGUGAAUACAUCAUUAAAUCAGUUGAGAAAGACAGCGAAGCAGAAAACUUUGGCCUCAGUGUCGGAGAUAAAUUAAAAGCUAUAAAUGGGCAAAAAAUACAUAAUAUGUCCAUAUCAUCAGUUGAAAAACUAUUGAAAAAAAAUAGAAAACAUUUAACUCUGGCUUUAACUAAAAAAAUUACUCAACUAAAUCAAUCCAAGCCAACCAACACACAAAAUUAUGCUGUAAACAAUAUUACCGUACUAGUGGAUCAAUAUUCAUCUUACAGCGAUAGCGGAGAUUCAGUAUCGCAUGGUAUUUAUGGGUCAAACUUAUCAUUAGAUUCCCUAAAUUCUAUCGUCUCGGCCAGCCAGUUAUCAGCCCAAAAUGGAGAAACAAAUUUAGCUCCAGAUAACUCAAAAUUGAAUCGAAAAAAAUCGAAUUCAUUAACGGCGUCUGGUCGCAUUAGAUUGAGUAAAUAUCGACGACAUCGAGCCGUAUCUGAAUCCAAUCUUGUACAGAUCGAUGGUACCACACAAAGGUCAAACAGUACUGGAAAUUUAUCUAACAAUGGUAGCUUAAUUACAGACGAGCAAUAUUUGACAGAAUUUGCAACAUCUACUGAAGAAAUCCGUGUAGAAUCUAUACAAGUUCAUCGAUCGCUAUCAGAAACUGGCAAUUUGCAGAAAAAUCUAUCUAAUGAUGACUUCAGUUCUCUCCAAAGAGCGCAUACAUCAGAUGGUACGACAUUUAAGAGAUCAAAAAUAUCAAAUCAACUUAUAGCAAAACUGGAAGAUAAAAGUAAAUUUCAAAAGUAUCUCUUUGACGCAUUCGAUACUAAUAAUCUUUCGAUGCUUGGAUUCGAAAAUAGUGUUAAGGCUGGUAUUCUUAGUGGUAUUUACGGUGACGGGGACCUAAGAACUUAUAACAUCGAUAAGGAAUCAAAUAGUAUUUUUCCAGGCUUUCAAGUAAUGCCACAAAAUAAUGGAUUAGUUUACAUAUCAAGUGUUUCUGCUGGUUCAGCAGCUUGGCAGCAAGGUAUUCUAUGUGGAGAUAAAUUGCUCAUGAUUAAUGGAGUUCCUAUUAUUAAAUACACCCGCCAAGAUUUAUUCACAUUACUCAACACUACCUCCCUUCUUAAAAUUACAGUCAUUGAAAAACAUUUUAAGAUAACCAUUAAUGGUGGAAAUAAAGUUGGAUUAUUCGUAACAGAAGUAGAUAAAUCAGCUAGCUUAGCUGGAAUAGCUGUAGGAGAUCGUAUCAUUGAAUGUGCAGGCAUUAACACUAGGGGUGCGACAAGGGAAGAAAUGGAAAUUAUUUUUAAUUCGAGAGAAAAUUCACCUUUAGCUACCGUCGUGCAAAAUUAUUCAAAUUACAGCAACAUGUUAAUAAACAAGCCAUGGGAUGACGUAUAUGUCAGAGCUCUAUCAGGCUACACCGCUAAGACAGCAAAGGAACUAAGCUUUCAAGCAGAACAAAUACUGCAUAUUAUCGAUACAUUUGUUGGCAAUAGACUUGGAUAUUGGAAAGCAUCCAUUGUUGAGAUAGAUAAUGGCGAUGGUAAACCUGCAUUAGUGCCAAGUAGCACAGAUUUGUCUAUGCAACGCACUGAAGUAGGGAAAAUUGAAAUUGUGAUUGAUGCCCACGAGUCAAAUGAUCUUAAUGGAUCCAAUAGAAAAAACUCUGAUGAUAGUAUUCAGUCUAGCUUCUCUAUUGAAGAAGGUGAUGAUUUGUCUAUAACAACUGAAAGUAGUAAAAUAGUUCGAGGUAGUGCCAAGAACAAGAGCAAAAUUUGGGGGAAAAUGAAGAAAACAUUAAAACCUAAAAAAUUGCUAUCGUCAAGCAAUUCAGCACCCGAGAAAUCGACUACAAUAGAUGAUUUAAAAAUCGAAGAAAUAUUACCCGUUAAAGACUCAGUCCUAUCCCCACCCAGUAAAAUAUGUUAUACUCGACUAGUUCGCCAACAAUGUUGUUAUCAAAGGCCGGUGAUGCUGUUAGGUCCACUAGCCCACAUGUUUUCAGAUGGUUUAUUAAAGGUCCAUGCUAUAUUCGUAUUUGAUGAAGCUACACUGGAUAGAUUAAUAAACGUCUCUAUUCACCCUAUCGUUUUAUACUUGGAAUUUCGAAGCACUAAUGACAUCUUACGUAUUGAUGGCAGUAUAUCAGAAGAAGAAGCAGCAACUAUGAUAGAAAAAUCAUUAGGAUGGUUAAAAUCUCAUAAAAAUAAAAUCUCAGGUUCCGUACAAAUUAAUGGCACCUACCCUCAGACUUUGGAUGUAGUUAGCAGUAAGAUUAAGGAGAUGCAAAAGAGAAAAGUAUGGAUUGACUGGACUGUAGAUCAUACUUCACAUUACGAUCCAUUAUACGAUAUUGGAAAAGUGUCAAAAACGGAGUCAGCGGAACAAGAAUCGGUGGAUUUAGCAACCGAAAAUAUUAACACUACCGAGCUAUAA
Molecule: messenger RNA, 3837 nt
Organism: Trichoplax adhaerens
Lineage: Eukaryota; Metazoa; Placozoa; Uniplacotomia; Trichoplacea; Trichoplacidae
Exons: 18
Coding region: 1-3837 (1278 amino acids)
Biological process (GO): protein localization to cell-cell junction; cell-cell adhesion; cell-cell junction organization
Cellular component (GO): plasma membrane; bicellular tight junction
Molecular function (GO): cell adhesion molecule binding
Source: RefSeq, a predicted model, not a curated record